CGGUGCGGCCCGGCCACGGGGAGACCCCCACGGGGAGAGGGCCCGGGGAGCGGCCUGGCGGCAGGGGGCCUAGCGCGGCCUGGACCCCAGCGCCGCUGGCCCACAGUGUGGCGGGGAGGGGACUCGGCCGGGCCUCGCAGCCCCGCGCCCCCCUCAGCCCGCACCCUGACAGCGGGCCCUGGUCCCUUCCGGUCCCUGCCGAGGAGCAGACCCCGAUCCCCAUUGGCUUCCUUCGGCGGGGCCCCGAGCGGACGGGGAAGGCCGCGGUGACUGUCCGCCCGGGGGAGCAAGGAAGUGGGAGCAGCCGUAGGCUGUGUGCGGUCCCCUCCGCCAUGCGCUGGGGUCGGGGGUACUACAGCAGAGCUCGCCCAGACGUCACUGCCCGAGCAAUGGCUGAGACAAUGAUUUGCAAGGCACUAAUAGUUCUGGAUUGUUGGGUGGUCUUGAUGUUCGCAGACGAAUCCCUAUAAAGCUUAUCUCCAAACAGCCCAACAAAACCAAACCUGCACCACGCGCUCCAAGAAUUAUGAACAGGAUGCCUUCAAAGGCACAGGGUGGUGAUGAAGAAGAAUUUGAUUAUAAUGAAGAGGAGCGGUAUGAGUGCAAAGGAGCGGACAUAUUUGGGAAUCCAAGAAGAUUCCCUGGACACAUAUUUUGGGACUUUAAGAUAAACUUGCUGGGAGAAAAGGAUGAUACCCCAGUCCAUUUCUGUGACAAGUGUGGAUUGCCUAUCAAAUUGUAUGGGCGCAUGAUACCUUGCAAGCAUGUUUUCUGCUAUGACUGUGCUAUAUUACAUGAGAAGAAGGGUGACAAGAUGUGCCCAGGCUGUAAUGAUCCCGUACAGCGAAUUGAGCAAUGUGUGCGAGGGUCUCUCUUCAUGUGUAGCAUUGUUCAAGGGUGCAAGAGAACAUAUUUGUCUCAGAGAGACUUACAAGCUCACAUCAACCAUCGUCAUAUGAGAGCUGGAAAACCUGUUACCCGUCCUCCACUUGAACCUGUUCAUCCUCCUAUUGCACCACCUCCUGCUGAAAUUCCUGAGCGUUUCAUAAUGCCACCUGAUAAGCAUCAUAUGAGCCAUAUUCCACCAAAGCAGCACCUCAUGAUGCCACCACCUCCUAUACAGCAUGUGCAACACGAGCAUUAUAACCAACCACAUGAGGACAUUCGUGCACCCCCAGCAGAGAUGUCAAUGGCUCCACCACCUCCUCGCUCAGUCAGUCAGGAUACGUUUCGUAUUUCCACGAGAAAACACAGCAAUUUAAUAACUGUCCCUAUUCAGGAUGAUUCAAAUUCAGGUGCUCGAGAACCACCUCCACCAGCCCCAGCACCUACUCAUCAUCAUCCUGAAUAUCAGGGUCAACCAGUGGUAUCCCAUCCUCAUCAUAUUAUGCCUCCACAGCAACAUUAUGCACCACCCCCGCCACCACCACCACCAAUAAGCCAUCCAAUGCAGCAUCCUCCCCAGGGAGCAGGUACUCCUCAUAUGGUUUAUAGCCAAGCUCCACCACCACCGAUGACCUCUGCUCCACCACCAAUAACCCCUCCCCCUGGACACAUAAUUGCCCAAAUGCCACCAUAUAUGAAUCACCCUCCUCCAGGACCUCCCCCUCCACAACAUGGUGGCCCACCUGUAAAUGUAAAUGCACCCCCUCCCCAUCACUAUAAUCCUAACUCUUUGCCGCAGUUCAGUGAAGAUCAAGGAACUCUCAGCCCUCCUUUUACACAGCCUGGGGGAAUGAGUCCAGGGAUGUGGCCCGCUCCAAGAGGGCCUCCUCCACCCCCAAGAAUGCAAGGUCCACCUUCUCAAGCCCCACUUCCUGGACCACAUCACCCAGAUCAAACCAGAUAUAGACCAUACUACCAAUGAUAUUAACAAUAAUUUGAACUGAGUAUGCUAUGGGAAGGAUAAACUAUAUACAGCAGCCUUUUAAUAAAUCUGUUUUUGGGGUCUCUCUCUCUUUUUUUCUUCCCCCUUUCCCCCUUCCCCUUUCAAAGAAAUACAAUGGUUGUGACUAACACACUCUGGACUGAUUUUUAUACCUUGACCUUAGGACUCUGACUUCAAAUAUACUGUAGUGCUAAGAUAAGUGGCUCAGUAGAUAACAGCUUUUUUUUAACAGAUUGUGUUCCUAGUGAGGUUAAACUCUCUGAGAGAUGGUUAUUUGUAAUAUAAUUUCCUGAAAAAUUGAAAACCCAUUGUACCACACUCUAUUGUUUUUGUUAAAUCCAAUGUUUAGUUUUACUUGUGAUACCUUUUUUGUUAACUUGUGUACAAUAAUUAAAUUUAAAUAUGGUUGUAAAAA
This is a messenger RNA of Dermochelys coriacea (leatherback sea turtle), 2303 nucleotides long. It is a transcript of the gene CBLL1, whose product is annotated as Cbl proto-oncogene like 1. The coding region runs from base 527 to 1867 and encodes 446 amino acids. Gene Ontology annotation, biological process: regulation of cell adhesion; protein ubiquitination. The transcript has 6 exons. Gene Ontology annotation, molecular function: ubiquitin protein ligase activity. Lineage: Eukaryota; Metazoa; Chordata; Testudines; Dermochelyidae. The record is from RefSeq and is a predicted model, not a curated record.